Molecule: messenger RNA, 6000 nt
Organism: Anthostomella pinea
Lineage: Eukaryota; Fungi; Ascomycota; Sordariomycetes; Xylariales; Xylariaceae
Source: the annotation of a GenBank genome assembly
AUGCCAUCGGUUGAACGUGACGCGCCGGACCCCCGGUAUCUAAGACACUCACAUUCGUCCUCGAUCGGUGCUCUGAUCCCAAUGUGGGACAGCGCUGACCCGGAGCGGGCGCCUCCUCCUUUGCCAUUGAACCCGCAGUCGCCCAGCGUAGGCCCCUCACGCGCCGGCACGUCGCUGGCCAUCCAGUCGGCACAUGCAGCUCUGACCGAGAAGGCGCGGGAGACGGCCCUCGUCCCAACCCUCACGAAACGAGCCACGACCGACAUAUCCCCUGAGCGGGCUUUGGUGCAACGGCCCAGUCCACACAAGCGCAUGCAGUCAAUGCAGCCGGGAAGCGUGCGCGACCUGAGCCUCUUCCUCGAAGGCUCCCGAGACUCGGCAAACUCAACACCCCGAGCAUCGCCCGAAAAGGAGAGGUAUACCAGGCCAUCGACGCCGAGUCGCGCCUGGGACCACGACAGAGACAGAGACGCAAAGUCCACUGAGAAGGAGAACACCGCUCCCGGCACACCUACACCAUUGUCUUCCAGCCUCGGCUCCUCUGUGCGACCUUCAAUGCGGAGGCCACAGCACAGUAUUCUAGGCGAGAACACGCCACCACAAUCUGCUACAAUGCUAGCUCUAAACAAUAUGCCUGCGUCGUCGGUGCCACGCGGGCCUGAAGCACCCCUAGCCAAUGUCACCAACAACUCGACGGCCCUGAACUCAUCAGCCCUGGUGAGGUCGCCUGCUGCUCAAGAUCAACUGUCUGAGCAGUUGUUGACCCUGACAAAUAUUUGCGCUGCCGUACAAAAGGAGAUGUCGCAACUCAGCCGGAGGAGUCGUGACAAUGCGACUGACCUGAUGAGUCUCAAAGAGGCUACACACGCCCGAGAUGAAGACAUCCGCAAAAGCCUGCGAGAGCUUGCUCUGGGCGUAGAUGGCCCCAGACACCACCGCGAUACUUACACAGGCGGUCUAUACCUCGACAACAAAGCUUUCAAUAGCUCGACCAUCUCCAAGACUUCGGCUUCGAGGCCUUUCUCGCUACCACGAAUACCAUCGCCAACCAGCUUUGCUGCCUCAAUUGAUCGGGAGUCUUCCCUGAGCACCCCAUCGUUGAUAGGAGGGGACUCACCUGCUACGCUUGCCUUGCUGGAGAAGAUCAUCCGGGAUAUGGGAACCAAAGAUGGACAAGAGCUGGUUAUGGGCCGCCUGUCUGAACUGGCGGAUAGGCUGUCCGGCAUGGCUUCUGCUGUUAAGGUGGAGGAACUCAUCGGUCAUCUGAACGCAGCAAGAGAACAGCACGCGAUGGUAUCCGCGGCAGAUGGUGGCUCCAACCGGCCCCGGAACUUCAGCUUCGAUGACGACGACGAGCCCAGGAUGAGGGAAGUGGACUACAGUCGGCGCAACGGUGCCAUUUUGCUGCACGACCAAGACAGCCGUCUCUCUUCAGCCUCGCCGUUUCAAGCAAACGCCCUUGUCACCGAGGACAUCAUGAAGAUCAUCCGCUCCGUCAAAGACAGUGUAUCUCAAGGGGGUGGAAUGACCGCUGAGGUUAAGGCCCUUGUUCGUGAAUUGCGUGGUGAAGUCCUGGGUAUGGGCAGGGAGAUCGGCAGGAAACUUGACGAAUCCAAUGUGAUGAAGGGUCACAGUAAGAGUGAGACGAAAAGCAGAGAGGAUGUGGCGACAAUCGUCGAAGAGGGCCUGGAGCAGAUGAAGGUCUAUAUGUACCAACGUCUUCGCGAUGCCAGACGCGAAUCGACCGAAUCGACAAAAUCCGCGGUCGACUACCAGGACGUGUACAACGCCGUGAAAGCAGCUCUCACGGAUGCGGAAGCCAACAAGAGCGAAGAGCCCCAGAUCAGCCGCGACGAUGUCCUCCUGGCGAUCAAGGAGGCCUGGGAGAACUACAAACCCGACAUCCAGGUAGAGCAGCUUGGCCUGGAGCGUGACGAGGUCCUUGCGUGUCUCAAGGAAGGUUUGCAGGAAUACGCACCUCCCCAGGAUGCUCCCCAGGGUGCAACACGGGAAGAGGUCUUCGUGGCGGUCGUCGAGGGCCUGAAGCAUUUCACCCCUCCCAAGGUCGAUACCCCGGCCACUCUGUCCCGAGACGAAAUCCUCGAGGCCGUUCGUGAGUGUCUCGAAGAGUUCGAGUUUCCUCUUGCUCCGUCUGCUAUGGGCAAUGACCUCACACGCGAUGACAUGUUGGAUGCCGUCAAAGAGGGGCUUAACACAUUCGAAUUCCCUAGCCAGGAUGCUCCUCUGGUUCCCACGCGCGAUGACAUGUUGGACGCCGUCAGAGAGGGGCUUAACACAUUCGAAUUCCCCAGCAAUGAUGCUGCCCUGAUUCCCUCCGGCGGUGACAACUCCGAGCUCGUCGAAAGACUUCACGACAUCAUGCAGUACAUGCAGGACGAGUUCAAGGCUGUCUCCGAGGAAGCCAAGCAGAACGUUGCCGCCAACGGAAGAGACACCGAACAAGUCCUAGACGCGACCAAAGAUGGCUUCGAAACCCUACGGGUCCACAUGGAGGGAUACGUUGAAAGGGUUUCCGGCGCAUCGGGCCAGGAAGAGGUCAUGGCCAACAUCAUCAACAGUCUGGACAACUUCCGCGAUGAGGUCUCUGAACUCGUCGCAAAGGCCGCGGAUGGGUCCAAGGAUGUGUUGAAGGAAGAGAUCGAGACACUCAGGGAAACUAUGAACUCCUCAUUGGUUCCCCACGUGCCACCAGCCGUUGAUCACAAGGAAGCCCUGGAGGCCAUCCGUGAUGGUCUUGAGCGUGUACGGAGUGAACUCCUUCGCCCGCAUGCAGGAAUUACCGACAUCUUGGAUGCUCUCCACGACGGCUUCAUUGAAGUGCAGCACAGCAUCGAACGGAUGAACAACAAGCCCGUCGAUCUAACAGCUAACGACGAGAUCCUCGACGCCCUCAAGUCUGGCCUGGAUGGUGUCCGCACUGAUAUCGACUCGCUUCGAGAAACCAACCAGAACGACCGGGCGGUUGCGGCAGUCACUGAGACUCCUACAGAUGCCUUGAUCCCUACCGAUCUCGUCAAACAAGAUGACAUCAGAAAUCUCGAAGUGAUGAUGACUCAGCUGAGAAUUAAGAUGGAAGCCAUGGAGGCCGCCCAGCCUGCACCAGCGCCAGAGGGGAACCUGUCCAAGGACGACUUGGUUGAGAUGGAAGAGAUGCUUCGCAAGGGUGUGUCUAAAGACGACUUGAACGACAUGGAAGAGAUGCUUCGCAAGGGGGUGUCUAAAGACGACCUGAAUGGCAUGGAAGAACUGCUUCGAUACAUGCAACAAACAAUGGCAGCCAUGUCGGCGAGUAAAGAUCCUGAAGCGCCCAUCGAUCCCGACGCUGCUGCGACCAAGGAGGACAUCAUAGCCAUCGAGACAAUUCUCCGCAACACGAAGGGCCGUCUAGAUGAUCUCAUGGAUGGCGAACAAGCAGUACGGAAAGAUCACGUCGAUGCUGUCGAAGCUCUUGUGCUUGAGACCAAGGACUCACUGGGGUCUCUUGCAGGUCAACUUGAGACGAUGACUCGCAAAGAUGAUCUCCUCGCAAUCGAGUCACUGGUUACCCAGGCCACCCUGGCACUUGACGAGAUGAAAGAACGUGCUGAGAAAUCACUAGAAGACCCCGAAAAGGUUACCAAGACUGAUGUCGAUGCACUCGAGGCUUUGGUGUUGGAUGUCAAGACUGUCGUCGAGCAGAUGGUAAAGUCUGACAUCGCUGCUCUUCCUUCGAAAGAGGACAUCAAGAACCUGGAAGAUCUCGUCAAGGAGAUCAAAGACUACAACACGGCACAGACCGAAUCGAAUUCGCAAGCCUUGGAACUACGGAAUGCUGAGAACGCCACCGUCAGUGAGCGAGUAGCCGAAGUCAAGACUUUCUUGGAGGAGUUUCAGGACAUGGUCAAGGAGAGGCUCGAAGCUGGUGGCACUAACGUUGAAACCCUUGGAACGCUCCUCACCAGCGUCAGUGAGACUAUUGGUAACAAUGCCACUGUUGGUGACGACUUGAAGGAGAUGCUCGAGACGAUGAAAGUGGAGUUUGAAGAGUCCAGGGCUGGAGUGGUGGGUGCGAAGCUCGACACUGAUGAGAAGUUCAAAGAGACGACAGACUCUCUCGGCGCCAAGAUCGAUGAGAAGAUUGGUGAGCUGAUUACGAAAUAUGACGAAUUUGCACUUGUUAUGGAUGAUCGAACCAAAGCGGAAGAGGAAAAGGACCUUGCGAGGGAAGCUGCCAUGGGCGACACAAAAGCCGUCGCAGAAGAGUUGAAGGUCCUAGUUGAUACUCUCGGCUCGAGUGUCACCGACUCCCUCGAGAAGAUGGAGGAAGCCUCCAAGACUGUCUUCGAGAAGGUCGAAGUGCUGUACAGCAAAGCCGAAGACAACCACUCAGAUGACAGGAACGAGCACCAGGUGACUCGUGACCAAGUCAAAGACGCCAUCACAAAGGUCGAGGGUCUCCAAGGGCAUGUGUCUGAAUACCAGCCGCAAAUCCUUGAGUCAGUCAAAGAUGUGCUGUUGAUCGUUGGACAACACUAUGAGCACUCAAAAAGCUCUGCGUCCGAACUUCAACAGAGGAUCGAAGAUUCCAAACCACCUGAGAAGGAAGAGCCCCCACUGUUGCCGCCACCCGAGCCGUAUGACGACACCGAAGUGCACGCAAAACUCGACAAGAUUGAUAGCGAGGUUCACACGAAGCUAGACAAGCUGGUCGAUCAUACCCACGCUGCCGGAAAGGCCUACUCUCAACUCGACACCCUGGACAAGGUCCAUCAACAGGUCGUACAAACUGCCGCCGACAUAUCCGAAUUCCUGUCUUCCCAGAAGCAGCGCGUUGAGGAUGAUCACGAAGACCGCGAGAAGACACUCCAGGAGACUACUAUCGCGCUGGAGCGUCAAAAGGCCGAGCAAGAACAUGUCGAAGCCAACGUGGCCUAUCUCCGAGACGAGGAGGCUCAGCUCAGGGAAUCAGUCCUUGCUCUCCGAACCGAACAAGAGUUCUUGGCUCGCCAGAAGACGAGACUCACUGCCGAUCUCUCGUCGUUAGAGACUGCCCUGCAUCUACGCCGAGAAGAACUCCAUGCUAUGGACACUCGGGCCGAGGGCUUGGAGCGCAGGAUCCUCGAGGGCGUGCUGGACCACUCCCGGGCUCUUUUGAUGACUAAAUCUAGUGCUAAGGGCCGAGAUGCGAUGAGUCGCAAACGCGUUCCUGGUGCUAGAACCAGCCUCGGACCCGUUGAAGCCCCCAAUGCCGUUGUUAGGCAGACCUCGAAGCCCCGAUCCGCUGUCAACCUCGCAGUCAAUGGUAAUCGAGCCAGUCUGAUUCCGCCCAAUCCCGCCGGCGCCAGCCGAAGGAUCCUCAGUCUGAGCCAGAUCACGAACAAUAUGCCAACAGGCGGGCUCAAGCGGAGUCAGAGCGUUCGUACGGCUGCCGCACUCCGGAAGAGCAGUUGGGCCCCGGGCAGAGUCGGUGCUGGUAAAGGGUACGGCGACCUCGACAAGGAGAACGUCGACCUGGUUAGGGAAAGCGACGAAGAAGUUCGUGAUACACCCGAGCCCGAAGCUGAGACGCCUACACCGAUGGAGCACGAUGAUGUGCCGACGCCUGGGGACGAGACGCCCACACAACUCGAGACACCCACACCCCUCGACGAAGGUGACAACGCCACGGAACUCACAGCCGGCGGCACUGACGACUUAGAGAAGGAGGAAGAGGAAGAAGAGGAAUACGCUGCCGAAGAAAGCGACGCCGGCACCCUGCGGCGGUCCAGCCUCGGCACCACGGUCAUCACCAGCACCGAGACCGAGGGCGGCUACACGGACUACACGGGUGCCGACGAGGACGACGACGCCCAGAGCGAGUGGACCGAGAGCCACUUCGGCCCCGCCAGCUCGGGGUCGGGCUCGGGCUCGCGCGGGGAUGAUCAUAGCAUGAUCUCCGAGAGCCUGGCUGAUACGGAUAGUAUCGCUGGUGAGGGCGAGGUCGUUGUGUAUGCCGCCUAG